Molecule: messenger RNA, 519 nt
Organism: Physeter macrocephalus (sperm whale)
Lineage: Eukaryota; Metazoa; Chordata; Mammalia; Artiodactyla; Physeteridae
Product: endothelial protein C receptor-like
Exons: 2
Coding region: 1-519 (172 amino acids)
Biological process (GO): negative regulation of coagulation
Molecular function (GO): signaling receptor activity
Source: RefSeq, a predicted model, not a curated record
AUGGUUCCUCUGACCAUUCGCUGCUUCCUGGGAUGUGAGCUGCCUCCUGAGGGCUUGAAAGCCCAUGUCUUCUUCAAAGUGGCUGUGAAUGGGAGCUCCUUUAUGAGUUUCCAACCGAAGACAGCCUCAUGGACGGCAAGGCCUCAGGCACCUUCCAAUGUGGUCACCUACGCCCUGGAGCAGCUCAGCAAGUACGGUCGUACUCGGUACGAACUGCGGGAAUUUCUGCCAGACACCUGUGUGCAGUACGUGCAGAAACACAUCACCGGGAACAACUUGAAAGGAAGCCAAAUCGGCCGUUCCUACACUUCGCUGGUCCUGGGCAUCCUGGUGGGCUGUUUCAUCAUCACUGGAGUGGCUGUAGGCAUCUUCUUGUGCACAGGUGGACGGUGGCAGUGUGAAAUUACUCUCCAGUCCUGGAAAAGAGCUAGACUGAUGGGGCCUAGCAAAGGAGGAUCUCAGCUCACUGCAAAACUGUACAGAUUCUCCAUCUGGGACAUUAUACUCCAGAAGAUUUAG